Abrus precatorius (Indian licorice) is the source of this 1503-nucleotide messenger RNA. Its product is annotated as U-box domain-containing protein 12-like. Gene Ontology annotation, molecular function: protein binding. NCBI's taxonomy places the organism in Eukaryota, Viridiplantae, Streptophyta, Magnoliopsida, Fabales, Fabaceae. The transcript is spliced from 2 exons. Bases 1 to 1503 code for a protein of 500 amino acids. The record is from RefSeq and is a predicted model, not a curated record.
AUGGCAAAGUGUCACCGGAACGACGUUGGAUCAAUCGUUCUCGACCACCGUUACUCUGCCAAGAAUGCAACUACCGGCGUCCACUUCCGUCUCUGGAAUUCCCGCUCCGCCUCCUCGUUCCGUCGCAUCAUCAUCGACGCCGUCAGCUGCAGCGGCACCUCUCGCUACCGUUCUCACCGCCGCAGCCACGACGCCGGCGAGUUAAACUCAACGGCGAGCUCGGCCUCGGGGAGCCAGAGAGAGAAACGGCAAGUGCGGGAGAAGUCGGAGAAACUGUCGGAUCUAUUGAGCACAACGGAGAGCGAAACGGAGGGGGAGGCGAAGAAGAAAGAAGAUGCAUUGGUGGAGCUGAAGCGUGUGGUGAAGGAGUUGCGUGAAGAUGACUCAACGAAGCGGCAAAUGGCUGCGGCAAAAGUGAGGUCACUGGCGAAGGAAGAUUCGGAAGCGAGAGGAACACUGGCAACGCUAGGAGCAAUUCCUCCACUCGUCGGAAUGCUCGAUUCUGAAGACGUUCAUUCUCAGAUCGUUUCGCUCUAUGCGUUACUCAACCUGGGAAUCGGCAGCGAUGCAAACAAAGCAGCAAUAGUGAAAAUCGGCGCUGUUCACAAGAUGCUGAAGCUUAUUGAAUCGCUGGAUGCUACAGAUUCGUCGGUAUCUGAAGCGAUUGUCGCGAAUUUCCUUGGAUUGAGUGCUUUGGAUUCGAACAAACCAAUAAUUGGAUCCUCGGGUGCAAUACCGUUCCUAGUUAAAACCCUAAAAAAAUUAGAUUAUAAUGAUGAUAAUAAAAACAGCUUCCAAGUGAAGCAAGAUGCCCUACGAGCAUUGUACAACCUUUCACUAUUUCAGACCAACGUUUCACUCGUUUUGGAAACCGAUUUGGUUUCAUUUCUGGUGAACGCCGUAGGGGAGAUGGAGGUGAGUGAGAGAGUUCUCUCGAUUCUGAGCAAUUUGGUGUCGACUCCGGAAGGUAGAAAAUGUAUCAGUGGUGUGAGGGAUGCCAUUCCAAUUCUAGUGGAUGUGUUGAAUUGGACAGACUCGCCAGAAUGCCAAGAGAAGGCAUCGUACAUUUUGAUGGUUAUGGCACAUAAAGCCUAUGGUGAUAGGCAAGCCAUGAUUGAGGCAGGGAUUGGGUCUUCGUUGCUUGAGUUGACCCUUGUGGGUUCCACAUUGGCACAGAAAAGGGCCUCAAGGAUAUUGGAGUGUUUGAGGGUGGACAAAGGGAAGCAGGUUUCUGCAAGUGCAACGGUUUCUGCACCUAUUUGUGGUGGCUCUUCAUUGGCUUUUAUGAUGAAGCCAGGUGGAGGAGGUAAAGGGUAUUUGGUGGAGGAUGAAGAUGUGAUGAUGAGUGAGGAAAAGAGAGCAGUGAAGCAAUUAGUCCAGCAGAGUUUGCAGAACAAUAUGUUGAAAAUUGUGAAGAGGGCCAAUUUGCGUCAAGAUUUCGUUCCAUCCCAGCAUUUUGCUUCGCUCACGUCAAGUUCGACCUCAAAGAGCUUGCCAUUUUGA